Cannabis sativa is the source of this 2695-nucleotide messenger RNA. Its product is annotated as indole-3-pyruvate monooxygenase YUCCA2. The transcript has 4 exons. Lineage: Eukaryota; Viridiplantae; Streptophyta; Magnoliopsida; Rosales; Cannabaceae. Gene Ontology annotation, molecular function: flavin adenine dinucleotide binding; NADP binding; N,N-dimethylaniline monooxygenase activity. The record is from RefSeq and is a predicted model, not a curated record. Gene Ontology annotation, biological process: auxin biosynthetic process. Bases 672 to 2135 code for a protein of 487 amino acids.
AUACAUACAACAUAACUAUGUCAGAAUAUCACCAUUAUUUUAUUUUCGAUAUAUUUAUAUUUAUAUAUGAUAAAUUUCCAUAACUAGAAUGUUUGUUUUCUUGCCCUCUGGCUACUAGGAAGUGGGUAUUAAAAAUAAAAAAAAAAUGGUUGUUGUUUGUUAUAAACGGUAGUUAAUGCCUAAGAUAUAUAGCUAGUUUAGCUAGGUAUAGAAAGAGAGAGUGAGAGAUAUGCCCCACUUAAUUUUACAACCCUCAUACUCACACUAUUUUUCUAACUCCAACGUAGGUAGUUAGGUGGUGUAUAUAUAUGAGUAUACAUACACACACAUAUAUCUCUGGAAUCCUAGUUCAUCAGUAGAGCUAGCUAGUUCCAAUUUUAAUUAUUAUGAUAAACUUAUUCUACAACACUUAUUGUAUUUUUCUGUCAUCCUCCUCCUUCGAUCAAUCCUUAUUAAAACUCAUCACCUUUGUUCUUUCAGUUGAUUUCUGGCCUAAUUACCUUGUUCGCUGUAUUUAUAGCUACUUUCAUUGAGAAAAAUUAAACCAGAAAGUUUCAAAUAUCCCGGAAUUCAUAUUUUACAAUAUUAAUAUAUAUUGAUUGAUCAGGUGUGAGGCAAUUAAUUCAACGAAAUUGGGUUGGUUUUGUUGUUUUUUAUUUUACACAAAAAUAAUGAACUACUUACAAGAAAUUGAAGGGAAACUAGUCCACGAUAAGCUAACAGAGGGUGGCGGUUGUGGUGGCGGCGGCGGUGGUGGUGGUGAUACAACAACAAGGAUCAGACGAAUAUGGGUUCGGGGACCCAUAAUAGUCGGGGCGGGUCCUUCGGGUUUGGCUGCGGCGGCUUGUCUUAAAGAAAAAGGUAUCCCAAGCUUGAUCCUUGAAAGGGCUAAUUGCAUAGCAUCAUUAUGGCAACUAAAGACAUACGACAGACUCCGUCUUCAUCUUCCCAAACAAUUCUGCCAGCUUCCACUCAUGCCAUUCCCAUCAAAUUUCCCAACUUAUCCAACCAAACAACAUUUCUUGGAUUACUUAAAAGCUUACUCCAACCGUUUCGAUUUGAAACCUAUUUUCAACAUGAAAGUGGAGAGUGCUCGCUUCGACCACCGAAGCGGUCUUUGGCAAGUCAAGGCCUCUACUACCACCGCCGCGGCCACACCUGGGGCCGGGCUAGAUAAAAAGAGUACUAAUAAUCAUGAUGAUGGGCGUACAGAGAUGGUAAUCACUACUACAACUGAGUAUGUAAGCCAAUGGCUUAUUGUGGCUACUGGGGAGAAUGCGGAGGAAUCGGUGCCGGAGAUCGAAGGAAUAGAGAGCUUUGGUGGCCCAAUUGUUCACACAAGCUCUUAUAAGAGCGGUGAGAUUUUUAGCGGAAAAAAUGUUUUGGUGAUUGGAUGCGGCAACUCGGGGAUGGAGGUUUGCUUGGAUCUCUGUAACUAUAAUGCUCGUCCUUCGCUUGUGGUGAGAGACUCGGUGCAUGUAUUGCCUCAAGAGAUGUUAGGAAGCUCAACUUUUGGACUAUCCAUGUGGUUACUUAAGUGGUUACCAGUGUGGCUUGUGGAUCGAUUUUUACUUUUAAUGUCACGUUUGUUGCUUGGUGACACAUCCAAAUUGGGAUUAACAAGACCAGAACUUGGCCCUCUUCAGCUCAAAUCCAUAUCUGGUAAAACUCCCGUUUUGGAUGUUGGAACACUGGCCAAGAUCAAAACUGGAGAGAUUAAGGUUUGUAAGGCCAUAAAGAGAUUAUCACUCCAUGCUGCGGAAUUUAUAGAUGGGAAAGUAGAAACUUUUGAUGCCAUCAUUUUAGCAACUGGCUACAAAAGUAACGUAAUGACUUGGCUGAAGGAGACGAAAAUGUUCAAUGAGAAAAAUGGAAUGCCUAGAAAAGGUACCCCAAAUGGGUGGAAAGGGGAGUUGGGACUGUAUGCAGUGGGGUUUACUCAGCGUGGGCUGCUUGGGGCAUCGGCGGAUGCAACCAGAAUCGCACAAGACAUCUACGACAAUUGCUGGAAUCCUCAUCAUCAUCAUAAUCACUCCAAUACACAUAAUUCUGUGCCCUUUAAUUCCAAUCCUAUAAUAUACUACUCAUCUACUAAUAAUCAUCCCACACCACCGACACCACCACACAUCAACUAGCUAUAUACCCAGCCAGCUACCACACCUUCCUAUAGCUCUCUCUAUAUAUAUAUUAUCACAAUUUUUUCCCAUAUAUGUAUAUGGUCCCUUUUGAUAUUAAUCUUCCCCGAGAUGGGUACCAGAGCUUUUUUUUUUUUGAAAGAAAUGAAUAGUAUAAUUAGGAUGAAAUUACAUUUAUUAUUAUUUAGUGGGGGCAAUAUGGUUUUUACUAACUGCCGGGGUACGUACGUAGUUGUACGUAUACAUAGGUUGUUUUAAUUAGUUAGUGAGUUGUAUUAUCUUGUACAUUGUCAUCAUAUAUUUCUAUAUAUUAGUAGGAAAGUGUUAGUGAGUGGGCUUCUUAAUUCCUUUCCUCUUUUGUUUUAAUUAUUAUUUUGUAUGCUUUCAAAUUUUCUUAAUAGUAUAGCGUUUUUUUGUGUAUUUAUAAAUAGUGUGGUGUUGGUGGGUACGUGGAGUCCAGCAAACUAAAUUGUUUUAUGAUAUUAUAUAUUGUUAUUGUUGUUGAUGUUGUAUAAAUAUUAGAGAUAAAUUAAAAUGAAUAUUGAAUUUUAUUAUCCUAA